Messenger RNA from Cannabis sativa, 2822 nucleotides. RefSeq lists its product as uncharacterized. The record is from RefSeq and is a predicted model, not a curated record. The coding region runs from base 452 to 1987 and encodes 511 amino acids. Gene Ontology annotation, molecular function: zinc ion binding; DNA binding; transcription coactivator activity. The transcript has 4 exons. NCBI's taxonomy places the organism in Eukaryota, Viridiplantae, Streptophyta, Magnoliopsida, Rosales, Cannabaceae. Gene Ontology annotation, biological process: positive regulation of transcription initiation by RNA polymerase II.
UCUAAAAUUCUCCCAAUCAUCUGCCCAGUAAUUAUUUGAUUAUAAAUAUGGUUGGGAUUAAUUAAUGGCUGGUAUAUGAUUAACUUGUUAAAUUGUAGGAAAAAUUUAAUGACAAAUUUACUAUUGAAAAAUUAUUAUAUAAAAAUAAAAGUACUAAACGUAGCAUCAUCGGUUCCAUGGUCUAGUGGUCAGGACAUUGGACUCUGAAUCCAGUAACCCGAGUUCAAGUCUCGGUGGAACCUAUCUUUUUUCAUAUUUAUUUUAAUUUGGGUUCUUUCGUUGUGACCGUAAUAGACAAUGCUAUUGCGCUUCAGCCAAGUUCUAUGGCCAAUUCCACCUCAAAAUCAAAUACAAAUACUCAAAUCUUUAACCUACUUUCUUGUUUACUACAACUGUACUUUGAGUUUUAUUGUCGAAAGCUCUAGCUUUUCUCUUUUACUUUCGCGUGAAAAUGGAUCAAGAAAGGGCUCGGAAGAUUGAGGAGACAGUGGUGGACAUACUGAGAAAUACGAGUUUGGAAGAGAUGACUGAGUAUAAAGUCCGAGUCGCGGCCUCGGAGCGUCUCGGAAUCGAUUUAUCUGGGGCGGAGUAUAAGAAGUUGGUGAGGAUUGCGGUCGAGACUUUUCUGGUCUCGGCGGCGGAGCAAGAAGAACAGGAGAAGGAGAAAGAGAAGAGUAACUGCAAGGAGGUUACUGAGAGGGGUGAUCGCUUUAUCUGUAAGCUUUCAGAGAAAAGGAGUGUAGCGGUUCAUGAUUUCAAAGGCAAAACUUUUGUGUCAAUCAGGGAAUUCUUUAAUAAAGAUGGAAAGCAGCUUCCUUCUAAUAAAGGAAUUAGCCUGCCAGCUGACCAAUGGUCUACCUUCAAGAAUAAUGUACCUGCAAUCGAAGAAACUAUUAGGAAACUGGAGUCAAAAUCAAGAUCUGAACUUGUUGAUAAAAAAACUGAAGAAGACAUGAGUAAAUCAAAAGCUGGUGAUAAAAAAACUGAAGAAGACUUGAGUAAAUCAAAAACUGUUGAUAAAAAAAAUAAAGAAGACAUAAGUAAGUCAACAACUGAUGAAAAAAACGCUGAAGAAGACAUGAGUAAUUCAACAACUGAUAUUCAGCCUCGUGAACUUCCAAUAAAAGUUGUCCGCUUGGAUGGGAAGAACUAUUUGCUUUGGGCACAACAGAUGGAACUGUUGUUAAAGCAAUUGAAGAUUGAAUAUGUCCUCUCUGAACCAGGUCCAAGUGUUGCUCUAAGCCCAGAAGCAAGUGCUGAAGAAAUUAGUCGAACAAAAGCUGCUGAACAGAAAUGGAUGAAUGAUGACUACCUGUGUGUUCACAACAUCUUUAGUUCUCUAUCCGAUAACCUGUUUAAUCUAUACUCAAAGAAGACUAUGACAGCCAAAGAACUGUGGCAAGAGUUAAGGCUACUUCAUCUAUGUGAGGAAUAUCAAACAGAAAGAUCUCAAGUUAAAAAGUAUAUUGAAUUUAAGAUGGUAGAGGAUAGAUCUAUCUUGGAACAAGUUCAUGAAAUUAAUAGAAUAGCUGAUUCAAUUGUUGCUGCUGGUAUGACUGUUGAGGAGAAAUUUCAUGUUAGCGUGAUCAUCUCCAAGCUUCCUCCAUCUUGGAAGGACAUUAGUGUGAAGCUGAUGUGUGAGGAGUAUCUGCCUUUUUGGAUGUUGAUGAAUCGUUUGGGUGUUGAAGAAGAUUUACGAAACCAGCACAAGCGAAAAUCGCCCACUCCGGCAAGCUACGGUCUACCUGACAGAAAUGUGCAAAUGAUGAGACACCCAAAACCAUACAAUUUGCAUCCAAAGAAGCGAAAUUUGGAGAAAGAUAACAAAUUUUGUCACAAUUGCGGUAAAAAGGGGCAUCUUUUACAAAAUUGUUACAAUAAGACAUGGAGGCGUGAUAAGGAGUUCAUUGAGAAGAAAAACGAGAAUAAUGGAUCUUUGUCUGCCAAUACAGAGGUCAACAUGGUUAAUGGGACAGCAACUACCUAAUUAUCUAUAGACUAAGUUAUGUUUUUCUUUACUGUGAAGUAGAGGCAAAAUGCUAUUUCAAUUAGUGCCUCUGCCUUACUAAUUAUUGAUUUGCCCUUGUGCAGAAUUUCUAACUCAUUUUUUACCUCGUUAUGAUUCUUUCAAACUGUCUCAACAACUCAAGUCUCUUUCUCUCUCUUUCACUUUAAAUCCCUAAAAUCCAGGUUACUAAUGGACGGGUAUUAGCAAUUCAUGCAUAUACAUUACUAAUAACCUAUUUUCUUGUAUAUCUUAAAUGGGAUCUUUAUCAGGUGUUGUGAGUUGGGGAUCAUGAGAACCUUGCUUCUGAUGAAUAGGAAGUUGAAAAUGAUGACUUCAAUGCUACUGGGGCUCCUCUUCUUCCACACUCUCUUCUAAGAGCCUCUGGUUAGUUCUUAUAACUUACUCAGCCAGUUGCGGUUAUGAAACUCCUGCCUUCCGAGCUGAAACACAACGAAAAUCCAAUUUUCUUUAAGCCAUUUGCAACUAAUGCAAAGGUGGAUGCUCUUGCAAGGCUUCUGAAAAAACGAGUGCAUUAGAUUGGAAUAAACCAGAUCACAACGUGAUAUCUCAUGUGUAGGAGCGAUUGUACUGAUGGAAGAAGAACUCUUUGCGCAAUGGAAGAAGACUAACAACGUUUGGUGAUGCUAGUUAUUAGUUAAUACUAAAAUAUUGUACUUAGUUGCAAUUGUCCUUAGUUAAUUAUCUAAAAUGUCUAUAAUUAACUGUUCAUUGAAUAAUAUACAUCUCUUCUUGUAAUAUAUAGGGAGUGUAUUGAAUAAUGAAAGAAAUUGUAGGGAGUGCAAAAUUCAUGAAA